CGGAGGCGGCGCCGAGGGCAGGGCCGGCGGGCGGGCGUGGCCCAGGGGGCCUGCGCGGCGGUCGCUGGCGGUCGCCCCCAGCGCGGGCAUGGCGGGUGGGUGGCGGGCGCUGCUGCGCGCUGCCCGGCGCUACCCGUGGCCCACGAACGUGCUGCUCUACGCGGCGCUCUUCUCCGCCGGCGACGCGCUGCAGCAGCGGUUACGGGGCGGUCCGGCCGACUGGCAGCAGACGCGGCGCGUGGCCACCGUGGCCGUGACCUUCCACGCCAACUUCAACUACGUAUGGCUGCGCGUGCUGGAGCGCGCGCUGCCCGGCCGUGCUCCGCGCGCCGUGCUGGCCAAGGUGCUGUGCGAUCAGGCGAUCGGCGGGCCCGUGGCCGUCUCGGCCUUCUAUGCCGGCAUGAGUAUUCUCCAGGAAAAGGAUGACAUAUUUUUGGACCUGAAACAGAAAUUCUGGAAUACGUACAAGAGUGGUCUGCUGUAUUGGCCCUUUGUGCAGCUGACCAACUUCAGCUUGGUUCCCACGCACUGGAGGACAGCUUACACUGGACUUUGUGGUUUUCUGUGGGCUACCUUCCUCUGCUUUUCACAACAGAGCGGUGAUGGCACAUUCAAGUCUGCUUUCACCUUCCUUCAUGUGAAAGAGGCCGGUGCCAUUGAAAGGCCUCCCGAGAAAUGAGAAGCCAAGGACUCCUUGACAGUGACGGGUUUAUUUUAUUUUUUAAUGCAGUGGAUUGCUUGCAGAUAAGAGUCUACUCAUCAGUUAUGCGCUCCAUUUUGGAGAAUUACUAUUGCAUAGACCCACUGAUUAAGUAUCAAUGAAUACUUUAAAUUUUAUUCAAACCUUUUUUCCCCAUGCUAGUCUGAAAGUAUCACUUCUCUACGGUGUUCACGUCUCUAAUACUUUGGUGACUACUGUGCCAUCAUGGCAUUUUGCAAUUAUUAC
Leopardus geoffroyi (Geoffroy's cat) is the source of this 946-nucleotide messenger RNA. RefSeq names its product MPV17 mitochondrial inner membrane protein like (gene MPV17L). NCBI's taxonomy places the organism in Eukaryota, Metazoa, Chordata, Mammalia, Carnivora, Felidae. Bases 89 to 679 code for a protein of 196 amino acids. Gene Ontology annotation, cellular component: membrane; cytoplasm. The record is from RefSeq and is a predicted model, not a curated record. The transcript is spliced from 4 exons.